Molecule: messenger RNA, 594 nt
Organism: Hordeum vulgare subsp. vulgare (domesticated barley)
Lineage: Eukaryota; Viridiplantae; Streptophyta; Magnoliopsida; Poales; Poaceae
Product: 60S ribosomal protein L27-2-like
Exons: 2
Coding region: 1-594 (197 amino acids)
Biological process (GO): translation
Cellular component (GO): ribosome; cytosolic large ribosomal subunit
Molecular function (GO): structural constituent of ribosome
Source: RefSeq, a predicted model, not a curated record
AUGGUGAAGUUCCUGAAGCCCGGCAAGGCGGUGAUCCUGCUCCAAGGCAGGUACGCCGGGAUUAAGGCGGUGAUCGUGCACGUGUUCGAGGAGGGCACCGGCGACCGCCCCUACGGGCACUGCCUGGUCGCCGGCCUGGCCAAAUACCCGAAGAAGGUGAUCCGCAAGGACUCGGCCAAGAAGACACCCAAGAAGUCCCGCGUCAAGGUCUUCCUCAAGCUCGUCAACUAUACCCACCUGAUGCCCACACGCUACACCCUCGACGUCGACCUCAAGGAGGUGGUCUCCGGCACCCCCGACUCCCUCACCACCGAGGACAAGAAGUUAACCGCCGCCAAGUCCGCCAAGGCCAAGCUCGAGGAGAGGUUCAAGACCGGCAAGAACAGGUGGUUCUUCACCAAGCUCCAUAUGAUCAAACAAGUUGUCAACAAUGUUAAUCAACAAUAUUCUCGGAUUGUUGCCGGUAAUCAAAGGGGGUACGUAGAUGGCCAACUUGAAAAUGCUAAAAUUUCUAUGGAUAAUGUGUUUCAAGUUAUAUUUGGUAAAUCUCCUGAAAAGAAUGCAUCUAUGAAAACUAAGGAUGACAAUACCUAA